This is a messenger RNA of Helicoverpa zea (corn earworm), 3487 nucleotides long. RefSeq lists its product as uncharacterized. Bases 1 to 3258 code for a protein of 1085 amino acids. Lineage: Eukaryota; Metazoa; Arthropoda; Insecta; Lepidoptera; Noctuidae. Gene Ontology annotation, molecular function: nucleic acid binding. The record is from RefSeq and is a predicted model, not a curated record. The transcript has a single exon. Gene Ontology annotation, biological process: DNA integration.
AUGUUACGAGCUAAUCAUCUCAAUGACGAAGAAAAAUCGAGCCUAUACGAUAUCUGCUCUCAAUAUUCCGACAUUUUCCAUUUACCCGACGAUAAACUGUCGACCACCGAUCUCCUAAAACACGAAAUAAAUACGUCUCCCUCUGAACCUAUUAACGUCAAAUCAUACAGAUUCCCCGAAGUUCACAAAAAGGAAGUUGAAACACAAAUUUCUAAGAUGCUGUCCCAGGACAUUAUUCAACCCUCUGUUUCCCCCUGGUCAUUCCCAGUUUGGGUAGUCCCCAAGAAAAUAGAUUCCUCUGGUCAAAGGAAAUGGCGCAUUGUCAUUGACUACAGAAAGCUUAAUGACAUCACAAUCGGCGAAAGUUAUCCUAUACCUCAAAUCAACGAAAUAUUAGACCAAUUAGGUCAAAGUAAAUAUUUUUCAACCCUCGAUUUAUGCUCAGGUUUCCACCAAAUUGAAGUCUCUAACAAGGACAUUCCAAAAACCGCGUUUACGGUUCCUCAAGGGCAUUUUGAAUUUAAACGCAUGCCGUUUGGACUUAAAAACGCACCUGCUACUUUCCAACGUCUUAUGAAUACUGCCCUUGCCGGACUUCAAGGCAUCCAUUGCUAUGUCUACCUCGACGAUAUAGUAAUAUAUUCACACGAUCUUUCAUCACACUGUGAAAAACUGGUAAAAAUAUUCGAUAGAUUACGUAAACAUAACCUCAAACUACAACCCGACAAGUGCGAAUUCUUCCGCAAGGAAGUUGGCUACCUUGGUCAUACAAUAAGCGACAAGGGAGUAAGUCCAAAUCCUGACAAGGUCAAGGCCGUGUCACAAUUUCCAGUUCCUAAAUGUCCAAAGGACGUUAAGUCAUUUUUAGGCCUAGUAUCCUAUUACCGCCGUUUCAUCCCUGAUUUUUCUAAAACCGCGAAACCUCUUACUACAUUACUAAAAAAGGACAUUCCUUUCUUUUGGUCGAAUGAACAACAAAUAGCUUUCGAAGAACUAAAAGGAAAAUUAAUCUCUGCACCUAUACUUAUUUAUCCUGAUUUUUCCAAACCCUUCGUACUUACUUGCGAUGCAUCGAAUUAUGCGAUAUCAGCCAUUCUAUCUCAAGGCGAAAUUGGGAAAGAUCGCCCAAUCGCCUAUUCGUCAAGAACGCUAAAUAAAGCGGAAACUAACUACUCCACGACAGAAAAGGAAUGCCUAGCUAUAGUAUUUGGUACUAAAACAUUUAGACCAUACCUAUAUGGACAUAGAUUCACUAUAGUAACGGAUCAUAGACCAUUAAAAUGGUUAUUCAACUGUAAAGACCCGGGUUCCCGACUAGUUCGAUGGCGUUUAAAAUUAGAAGAAUUCGACUAUAAUAUUGAAUACAAAAAAGGUAAAAUAAAUAGUAACGCUGACGCCUUAUCUCGAUUUCCCGUAAACCCCGUUCAAGAUAACGAGGAUCCUAUUCCUUCUACAUCUAGGCAGGAUGUCGAGGAGCUAACACCCGACUUUAGCCCUAUAACUCUAGAAGAUCUCGAUAUACAAGUACCAUCUGUGCCCUUGGAUUCUGAUGAAAUCCCAUCGGUAGACUUGUUAGACAAUGAUGAUGGUCUCACCGAUAUUCUAAGUCCUGAAAAUAGAGAAAACUCACCUGAAAAUCUAAAGCUUCCAAAUCCUUCAGUUGAUAAUGAUGCCAUAGAACCCCCAUCAUUGACUUCUAAUUCUGAUGAAACUUAUUCCAAAUUCCUGAAAACAAUGUCCGGAAAACAGUUCGAUAGUAAUACCAAAAUUAUAGAACAUAAUGAAAAUAUUUUCAAAACUAAUUGUAAACAUAUAGUUCUACCUACCUCUAUCGACCUCGAUACAGCUAACCCUUAUAUAGAGGAAAUCCUGAGUGAAAUCGAAGGUUCCUCAGAACUCUUAAGUAAAGAAAGGACACUGUUUACUUGUUUAUCCUUUGAACAUAAAAAUAAGCUCUUCUAUUUCUUAUUUACAAAAGUUUAUCACUUUGAUAGUUGUUCUUAUGAAGACAUCUAUAAAAGCCUAAUAAAUCUAAAACAUCAAUUACUCUCGAUACCAGGCGAAGAAACCGUAACCUUGGCUAUUAGCGACUUCCGUAAUCCCUUUGAUAAACACGAUUGGCCAAAAAUAUAUAAUAUGUUUUGCUAUAUCUUCAAUAACUCAAAUAUAUCUAUUGACAUUUACCAUAAUUCGUUAAUAUUUCCCACUCCAUCUGAAAUAAAGAAAAUCCUUCGGGAAAAUCAUGAUAUCCCUAUCGCUGGACAUCUAGGUACGGCUCGCAUGUUAAAUAGAAUAAAAGAAAGAUAUCAUUGGAAAAAUAUGCGAUCAGAUAUCGAGCUAUAUAUAAAAAACUGCUCGCAAUGCCAAGCCAAUAAAGCCCUUAGGCAAACUAACCGCGCACCCAUGCAAAUAACUACUACAUCCACAAAACCCUUUGAGCGCCUUAGCAUGGAUCUCGUAGGCCCACUCCCGGAAGCAGGCCUAACAAGACUUAAGUUUAUUCUAACUAUGCAAGAUGACUUUACCAAAUUUUCUUUCGCAUAUCCUAUUGCAAACGCCACUUCGGAGGACACAUGUGAGUGCCUUGUACAUUUCAUUUCCUUAUUCGGGAUUCCAAGAAUAAUCCUUACAGAUCAAGGAACCAACUUCACCGCAGACAUGUUCAAGAAGACCUGUGAAUUCCUAAAAAUCAAACAGAUCUGGUCAUCUCCUUAUCACCCGCAAACUCAAGGCGCACUUGAACGCAGCCAUUCCACACUCAAAGAAUAUCUAAAGUCUUAUGUUAACGAAAACCACACAGACUGGCAUAAAUAUGUUUAUACUGCUAUGCUCGCUUAUAACACUUCGGUCCAUGCUUCUACUAAUUUUACCCCAUAUGAGCUUCUCUUUGGCCAUAAAGCUUUUAUCCCUGACUCCGUGUAUGAAUUCAAUUCCCAAACGACUUACCCUGAAUAUAUUAAAUUUCUACACCAUCGAUUAAAACUCUCAAGGGAGAAAGCCCUUGAAAACAUCCAAAAAUCGAAAGAAAAAUCAAAGGAAUACUACGAUGCCCACUCUCGUCCCGUUCGAUAUAAAGUAGGAGACUACGUCUAUCUGAAAAAUCACGUAAGAUUACGUAAAGCCCUAUCACCCGUUUGGAAAGGGCCGUAUAAGGUCGUCAAAAUUAAUGGCCGCAACACUUUAACUCUACUAAUUAAUAGACGACACGUCACUCACCACUAUGAUGAAGUGAAACUAGCCCCUAGGUCCAUUACAUAAAACCCUUAUUUUAAGUAACUAGUAUGUAAGCAUAGUAAUUAUAAUUAUCUUACAUUAUAUUCUAUUUCCUUACAGUAAACUUUCAACGGGUCAAGAAUUCGUCAAACCCUUAACAAAUAGUUCUGGGAUUUACUUCGACCCCAUAGGAUCCUUAAGUUUAGUUGAUAGUUAUCUUAGUGUAGUAAUUCCUUUAAAAACAUCAUUUAUUAAUCCACAUAUUACUAAUUUA